Molecule: messenger RNA, 7707 nt
Organism: Moesziomyces aphidis
Lineage: Eukaryota; Fungi; Basidiomycota; Ustilaginomycetes; Ustilaginales; Ustilaginaceae
Source: the annotation of a GenBank genome assembly
AUGGGUUCACAGCAAGUUGCAACAUUUCAUGGCUAUGUUCAUUCGACCAGGGAUGCAUUGCUCAUCUUUGAGGCGGUCCGACGGGGCCUGAUGCCCAAGAUCACGAGACGACUGCGCGACGAUGAGCGCAAGAUGAUCACGAGCGGGACUAUCUUCGUUUUCGACGAGGUCGAGUCAAGCAUCAAGCGGUGGACGGACGGCAUGAUCUGGAGCCCCAGUCGCAUCCUCAACAACUUUCUCGUCUAUCGCGAAGUCGAGAAAAAGGAUCCAAAGCCCGCACCGGAUCAACCAGCCUUCUCCACCUCCAACGCAGCCAUGAUGCACGGAUCGUCUUUCGCUGGGAGCACAGGUCUCGACCCGUCGCACUCCUCCGUCCGUUCCGUUCCGCUGACGCUGAUGCCGAACGCGAUCGAAUCGGAUGCGCCGGCAAUGCAGUACAAGCAAGAAGGUGGCAACUAUGCUUCGCUGCACAGCGGCGGGUCCUCCUCGAAUGCAGUCUAUGCUGGACACGAUGGCUUUUUCGCCAACCACGGACAACAACACCCUUCCGCAUACGCGCGAGGGCAUGCGCAAGCAGCGGGAAUGGUGGGUUUGAUGGACGAUGCCGCCGCCGCCUCCUCGUCCAACGCAAAGAGAGAGGCGGAGCUGGAUCGCACGAUUGUCGGCAGUCUCACGAGCAGCUAUCCCUUCGUUCGCGACGGUCUGUGCAAAAAGACGAUCUCGAUACAGGUGGAAGGCUCGACACAACAUCUCAUCUCGUACUACAGGGUCGACGAUGUGCACAACCAACGCCUUACGAUCCCCUCGAAUCUGCCCGAGAUCGCCGCCUUGUGCAUCUCGCCGAUCUUCCUCAACAAGAGCAACUUUCGCUAUCCUCCCAUCGUCGAGAUCGGUCCAGAUGGCAUGCCUCGGUAUGUGGCCGAGUCGACAGAUGCCUCGAUGCGCGCUUCCGGUCACGUCAGCAGCGGCAACGAGAGCUACUCGUCAGGGUCCGAGGCGCGGCAUGAAGGCAUGGGCCGAAGCAGCAGUCGCUCAAUGACCAUGUACACGCCUUCGGAAGCCGUGGAAGCUGCGUCGUUCGACCUUUACAGCCACCGCCACCCUCACCAAAUCGGCGGCGAUGGGAUUCUGCCGAUGUCCGCGACCUUGCCCAUGUCGACGGCAUCGGCACAGUCUCGGAAUCGUCGGUUGUCUGACGCUCCGCGGAGGCGCGCCAAUUCGAGGUACGAGCCAUAUCAGCAGCCAACGACGUUCGGCAACGGCAUCAUGACCCCGCUUCCAUAUCCGCAAGGGCCGGCGAUGGACCACAAUCCGAUCUCGCCUCCUGGCCGUCGCGCGCUCCUGGGCCAGUCCCGAGGCUACGUUGAAGCCGAGCCUUUCUACGCUUCCGAGCAAGCCUCGUUCGGUAUGCCUCGCCAGGACGCUGGAUUCUUCGGCAUGAACCCGGCUGAGCACGGCAGCAACCAGGGCAGCGGCGCCCACAUGGGUCAACUCGGACAACAAGCCAAUUCUGCCGAGGAGUUUCAACAGCAGGGUCGUCCCCAGCCUUCCUUUCACGCCAGCCAUCUGAUGCCGAUUGUGCCCAGUCAGCCUGGUCGUGACCACACUGGCUACCUUGGCGAGUCCAACCUGAUGCACGUCCGAGCAGAACUGAUGGGUGUCAAGCAGGAGACGAGCGAUAUCUUCCACUUCUCCUCCCGAAUGGGUCGAGGCAGCUGGGACUCGAAUCAGCCGAGUCACGCGGCACCCUUCAUGCACAACGUCCAGCAGCCGCCUGCGACCAGCCAAGGGUUGACAGCGAUUUCGGUUCACAGCCCUGUCAAUCUGGGAGGGCCUGUCUACGGUCGGUUCGCCGGAUCGCCGCCAAACACAAGCUCAUCCCAUGACAGUCGACACUCGUACGUUGACAAUGUGCAAGCGCCCACGACCGGUCGCAUCGAAGAGCUCGCAGAUGGUGGGCGGCCACCCACUGCUUCUCGCCUCGAAGACGCGAGCUACCUGUCGCGGCCGCUUUCGCGCGCUGAGGAGGGUGGAUACGUGGGUGAUCUCGACUCGGCCGGUGUGGUCAGGGCAGCGCCAGUGGACGCCUUGCAAGUCCACUCGGACCCAACGACUCCGUAUCCACACGCGCACCGAACGCUGCAAUCACAUGCUGGCGACGCGGCAGCUGGUCUCGACUCGUACGGCCGCCUCGCUGGGGAGGCUCAAGGAUCCUCGACCCUCUACGCGCAUCCUGCCACCCACUUGUCGCAGGGGCAUGCGCAUCUGCAGCGCCAACCCGUCGAUCGUCAGGGACAGGAUGCACACAAUACCACGCAUGCAUACAUGCAUCAUGAUCCUGGCAUGGCGAUGCCCCACGAUGCUCAGUCACGGCCCUCGAAUGCCGCGCAGGAGAGGAGCCGUAGUGCACCAGGUGAAGAGCAAGCUUUCCCAUCGCGACCUGGGACAUCCCAGGGCGAUGCGUUCCACCACCAAUACCGCGAUGGGCACGGUGGUCAGGAUACGGCGGAUGGCCAAGUCACGGACGGCCUGGGACUUGAACGAACCCCUAUCGACAUGGUUUCAGCGCAGCAGCGUCUUCUCGGUCUCAUUCAGCAGCAGCAGCAGCAAGCACAACCAAUACCGCCUCAGCUACAGCCGCAGCAUGUCACGGCGAAUCAUCCAGCCUCGAUAGCAGCUGCAGCCACCGUCGCUCUUUCCGCCACUUUGCUCGAUCCGAACGAAUGGAAUGCACUCGCAUCUACGAGCAUGGUCACGUUGGACGACCUCAGAGCCGCCUUCCUCGAACAGCGUCAACAGCAGUUGAAAGACCUCGAGUCGUCUCACCGAGCAAGCCUGCGCGAGAUGCUGUUUAUGUCGCAGAACUUCGACAAGGAGGAAGUGUCAGGGAGCCCGUGGAAGCUUGGGCAGAGCAUGGAGGUCGCCGAGGACGACACUAGCGAAGAUUUUCAAUCGUUCCUGACUCGACAUCGCCUCUCGCUCGACAAGCAGGUUUCCAUCCAGGAUUACGACAUGAAGGGUCCAGGAGCUAUCCGACAGCUCGUGUCGCGUGAACUCAAAACGGGACCAGUAGAGGUUGCACCUCCUCCGACCCCUACGAGCGCGACUGCACCACCAACCGGCGAAACGUCGCGCGAAAAGCAGAAGGAAAUCGAGCAUCAGAGGGAAGCAGCCCUGCAUCGCAGUCAGGCUGUUGCGCGUGCUGCCGCUGCGGUUCAGACCCGAGCAAUCGCCGAGGGUGUUGCGAAGAUCAAGCCGCUCACCAUCACCACGGCAGACAGCCAAGGCGUUCGCGUCGCACCUUUGCAGCCCGGUCAAGUGCCGAGCUUUGUCAUCGAAUCCACCACCCCGAUUCCUCCAGUCGUUUCCGGUGCCCUUCCUGCGAUAACAGCUGGACCGGAAUCCCUCCCUCUCGACUCUGUCGCCAAAGACGGCAAUGCCACCUCAACAAUCAUCAAGGUGGAAUCCGUCGAUAAGACGGAUUCACCGUCUAAGAAGGCAAGCAGCGCGUUGGACAAGGCGGUCUCUCCGGUGCCUGGCCUUUCGCGCAACGCUACCACUCAAUCCGCCGGGCUUCGUAUUCCGCCUUCGCCGAUGGUGGUCCCUACCAUGCCAGAAGAAGUCCCCGAACCCCAGCUGCACCCGACUUUGCAGGUACUUGCGCCGAAUCCGCUAUCCGUCACGUACGCCGCAUCGCUUCGCCCUCUCCCUCCGGAUCCCACACGUCGCAUCACUGGAGCUGGCGUUGGCGGCGGCGCCAUCCACCAUCGCAGUGGUCGAAAAGUGGCAAGCAUGACGGGCCACUCAAACGCCAACUCGUACUCGAGCGUUGCUGCCGCCAAGAUCGGGCCUGCCGGGUCGGGUCAGGCCGACCUGUAUCGAUGGUACGUGCGCGCGCGCGCGUCGCCAGGAGCAGGAAUGGUGGGCAAGGCCGACAAGUGCUUGUUGACAACCGACUGGAAGGUCGCCUUCAACGAGCAGCGCUUCGUCCGCGCCAUGGCGAGGAUCGAAAAGCUCAAGGCACAGGGCGAGUGGAGCUUCCGACAGCCAAAGAAGCAAAAGGGCCCAGUCGUACGCAAGGCGCAUUGGGACCACCUCUUAGAGGAGAUGAAGUGGCUUCAGACCGAUUUCCGCGAGGAGAGACGCUGGAAAAUGGCGGUCGCGUUCCAUCUCGCCCGCGAGAUCGCAGCCUGGCACCGCGCACGCACGGUCACCGAGCGUGCUUCCUUCUGUGUUCCGGUACAUCGCCCCUACCGUCGUCGGACUGUGUCGGACAACAUCGAACAACACGCUGGCACCCAGGAACGCACCGGUGCGGAUGCUUCGAGCCCUGCUCCGCCCAUCGUAGAGGCCAGCCAGGACUCGGAGAUGCCGGACGCUGAUGUUCCGGAUCGAGCGCAGUCUGAGUCUGUGGCCACAAGCGAGCAAAAGGCCCAGCUCGCGGAGUCACAGGCGCCGGGCGGAGACGUCGCGGAUGUCACGAUGGAAGCCGAUGCAGAGGCCGAUGGAGCUCUCACCGAGGCUGUCGAGGACGCGGUCGAGACCGCGGAUCAGGCCGCGUCGGUACGUGCAGUAGAGAUGGACGCCGAUGGGGACGACGACGAUGCAGAUGCGGAUGCAGACGACGUUGAAGCUGCCACGGCAGCGCUCGUAUCUGGCGAGCCCUCCAAGGCGCCAGAGGUUGAAGUUGUCCGUGAGCCGCUGGGCAAGUCACAGCCAAUGCCUGCCCUCAGCGUCGAUCCUCAGCAAAGUCAGCCUGCAACAGCGACUUCAACUGCGGACCCAGCCGCCGAAGCGGCAAACGGCGCCGCCGAGAAAGCACCUCGGGCUCUGCGUUCCGACCCCAAACUCGCAGAGACUACACUGACGGCAGAACUGCCGCAGCAGCUACUGGCUACUCUUCGUGCUCCGAUCUUCUCCACCAACGUCACAACGACCAUAGUCUCGCCCGCGGCGCUUCUCGAAUCGCUGGAUCCCGAAGCUGCGGCUGCGCUUCUCGGGAUCGAAGUGGGAGAUCUGUCCACGACUGCCGACCUGCUCGAGCCCGAUGCUCUCUCAUUCAGCAAGAUGUUCCCCGAGCUGCCGCUGUACGGCGGGGUCUCGCUCCCCGAUCCCAGCAGCAAGAGCGACCGAAGGUGGGACGAGGGCAGUCUGAACCAGCCGCCUCGCUUGACGCACGUGACCAAGCUGCUCGAUUCCCGGCCUCUGCUCGUCAGCACGCUGGAGCCCUCGAAGAACCGGGCGGAAGGACGAUGGCUACCCGACAGCGACUGGAUUGUGGCUGCCGAGCAGUCCGACCCUCUGCGCGGUGUGGCUGACGGUGCUGACACGGGGCUGCCGCCCUUGCCUGGCUCGCUGUUGUUCGCGCGCAAGAACAACCGUGCGUCCAAAGAGACGGCCAAUGCAGCUUCGGGCGUGCCCCCCGAGCCCGCUCAGCCCGAUGCGCGUGCGGCGCUGUUCACGUGGACCUCGGACGAGGACAGCUACCUCAUGACGCUCGCCAAGCAGUACCACAACAACUGGUCGCUCGUCGCCGACUUGUUCAAUUCGACGCGCCUCAACACCGCGACAGACAAGCGCGAGCCUUGGGAUUGCUAUGACCGUUGCAAGCGCAUUCAGCAGGCCGCCGACGAGGGCAAACCGCCGCCGGGCCCUCCUCAACUUCCCGCCGCCGCCGAGACCGACAAGAAGGGCGAUGGAAAAGACGACGCAUCAGCCUCGAAGCGCGACAAGCAAGGCAAGAAGGUGGGAGGCAAGCACGACGGUUCCAAGAGAAAGCUGCGUCGAAGCAACCUGAUGGAGGUCAUGCGCAAGUCGGCAAAGCGACGCGAGGCGAGCAAGCAGGCACAGCAGACGCAGCAGACCAAGAAGGUCAACCUCAACACGCACGAGACGCAUGCGCAGAUCAAGGCGGGGCCGGCCAUCACGCCCCAGUCUCUCAGCGCGCUGAAAGCGGAGCGGGACCAGGCGGCGCUGCGACAGUAUUACGAACAGCAGCGUGCGCAGUUGGCAUUCCAACAGCAACAGCAGCAACAGCAGCGGCUCUUGGCGCAGCAAGCACAGGCACAGCGGAUGGCGGCGCAGCAGUCGGGCGGCGCAGGGGCCGCAGCCGCCACGACGCCCGCGCAGGCCGGCAAGCCCGCCAAUGCGGUAGCGAGCACAGGUGCCAGCGGACCUGCGGCACUCAGCCUGCCCCCUGGCAGCACAGCUCUUCCUCAGCCCGGACAGCUCGGACAGGUGCAGCAGAAAGCUGCGGGCCAACUUCAGGGGCAGCAGCCGCAGCAGCAAACUCAGCAGGGCCAGGUCGCGCAAGCGGUGCAGGUGCCGCAGACCCAGCCGGGCCAGCAACAGCAGCAGCAGCAGCAGCAGGUUCCGGCUCAGCUGCAGUCGCAGUUCCAAGCGACGCAGGCUGCGCAGAUGCAGAAUCUGUACGCGCAAAUCCAACAGCAGCAGAGGCAGCAGCAGCAGCAGCAGCAGAAUCAGCAGUUGGGCCAAUCGGCUGGAAUGGGCCAGGUUCGGCCGGCGGUAGGACCGCUGACGCAGCAGCAGCUUGCUACGCUCACACCGCAACAGCAGCAGCAGUACCAUGCGCAGUUGGCAGCGGCUACGGCGGCAGCGCAGCAGCAGCAGUUGAGGAAUCAGUUGGCAGCGGUGGCUGCGGCGCAGCAGGGCGUGCAGGGCAAUGCGGCAGGCGCGCAAGGGAUGGCAUUCCAGCUGCCCAACGCGCAGGCUCAGGCGCAGUUUCAGCUGAUGCAGCAGCAACAACAGCAGCAGCAGCAGGCGAAUGCGAUGCAAGCCAACCAGGCGAGGCCGCCCAACAUGCAGGCCCAGGCCCAGGCCCAGGCACAGGCACAGGCGCAAGCGGCAGCUCUGCAGAUGUACCAGCAGCAGCAGCGACAGGCGGCGCAGGUGCAGGCCCAAGCCCAAAUGCGUCCUCCCCAAGCCGGACAAGCGCAGCAGUUCGUGGUUCGACCGGGCGCCAACGGGAUUGGAGUUCAGCAACGACCGCCUGCCGUCCCCACGGGUGCCGGGCCCAAGGCUCAGCAACAAGCGCGACCUGCCAAUGCCAACAAUGGCAAUGCCAAUACCGCGGCUGGGAUGCCGGCGACGAUCCAGGCUCUGCAGCAGCAGCUGGCGAUUUCGUUGGCAUCCUCGAACCUGUCGCCCGAGCAGAUCAAUGGGCUGGCGAUUCAGCUGUACAAGCAGGCUCAGCAGCAGCAAGCUCAAGGUGCCCAGCCCAUGGCUGGUGCGACGCAGGCACGACCGCAGAAUCAGAACAGACCCCCACAGCAGAUCCUCAACCAGGCCAUCCAGGCCCUCGCCGCCCAGAACCACAAGAACCAGCAGCAGGGCUCAGCAUCGAAUCAGGCAAGCCCAACACAGCCUCGUCCACCCACGCCCCCACCGAGAAGCAACCAGACCGGUGGCAACUGUCGAUCCUCCUCGAUAUCGCCGCCACGCCGAAACGCAGCGGCGCCCAGGACCGGUCCUGCAUCACAGCCCGUCCUCGCUCCAGUCACCACCGCCAAGCUGACAACGACGGAGAAGACCACGACGGAAAUGAACCAUGCCGACAACACCCGAGCACAACUGCCCGCACGAGGCAGACAGUCCGACGAUCUCCAGAAACCCGCCAGCGGACAGUCGAACAACGCUGGCAACCCGCGCCACGGGCGCCUUAAAGAGCGCACCCCAAGAACGCAUUGA